Molecule: messenger RNA, 2104 nt
Organism: Daucus carota subsp. sativus
Lineage: Eukaryota; Viridiplantae; Streptophyta; Magnoliopsida; Apiales; Apiaceae
Exons: 2
Coding region: 100-2037 (645 amino acids)
Source: RefSeq, a predicted model, not a curated record
CUUAAUGACAAAGUGGUAGUUAAUUAUAUUCUUGUUUCAGAAUCAUGGUAUACAUUUUAUGCAAGUUUCGUCAAAAUCUCCGAGACCCUAUAUAUUACAAUGAAAUCUCUGAGACCUUAUAUCAAGGUGUACUCUCCUAACUUCGUUACAAAAUUUAUUUGCCUGGUAAAUUACAUCAUGUUGUACUCAGAAGUGAUGAUCUCUUCAGACUUAGCAAGCCGAGUUCAUCGUCAUCAACUGAUAAAGAACGAGGAUUAUCAUGCUCGUGAAGGCGAUCUCUGUUAUGGCUGCGGUCUACUCCUGCAUGAAUCAUCGUCUAUUUAUCAUUGUACCUACUUCGGUACCAAUGCUGAAGAAGAUGAUUGUGCUCAUGUUUUAAUUCACAAAACUUGUGCACAUUUACCCACAAAGCUUGAGCAUCCAAGCCACAAACAUGAGCUGAAAUUAUCUGAACGUCCACUAUCCUCUCCUAUUUCCAGAGACAAAUGUGAUGUUUGUGGCAUCACGUUGAAAUGGUUCACUUACUAUUGCGACUUCUAUAAGUGCGAAUUUCAAAUUUGUCUGGCAUGUAUUAUACCUUUUAAUAAAAUUACUAUACACCCUCCGUAUCAUCCUCACAAGCUAACCUUUCUAGCUAACCUAGCAACUUUCCGAUGUGAUGGCUGCCAUGAGGUGGAUACUGACUUUUCUUAUAUGUGCUACACAUGCCCCUUCUGGAUCCACCUCAAGUGCAGUAAUCUACCACCAUUGUUAGCCUGUGAUAUUCACCAUAAGCAUCCUCUUAGGCUAACAUAUUCUUUACCAGAAAAUUACCGUAGAUUUCAGCAGUCUUGCAGAAUCUGUAGACAAUAUUUGCGUGACCCUAGAGAUUGGCUCUACCACUGUCCAGACUGCAGAUUCUUUGCGCACAUCAAAUGUGCUACAUCACCUCCAAAAAGCCAUGGUGACACCAAGUAUGCCAAUCAAGAUUAUUCAAUACAUAAAUCAUUAUCAGGUCUUGUGCAACUCCCACUGCCAGAGCAUGAAUCGUUGUUGCGGCAUUGUAUCAAGGGAAGUACAUUAUGGCCGAAGGAUGCUGCCCUGACACCUCCUGAUCAGAUCAACCACUGGAGCCACGAACAUAAACUUUUACUAAAAAAUCCAACUGUUGCAAGUACUACUUCUGAAGAAGAAAUAUGGCCUAUCUGUAACGGGUGCACUGAAUCUAUCACCAUAAAAGAUGGUGCAUUUUAUGAAUGUGGAGAAUGUGAUUACAUUCUCCACGGAUACUGUGCCCACUUUCCACAAGAGAUGUCUGACCGUGCAGGAUAUAGACGCAAGAUAGUGGCAAUUCAACCCAGGGUCCAUGAUAUCUGGUCUUGCGCUCGUUGUAAAGGUUUUAGAAAUGGGACACAAAUGCGAUACACUUAUGAAGGCGAUUAUGCACAGAAAAGUACAAUUGAGCGCAAUUUUGACAGUGCUUGUGUUAUUCUACCUGAACGCAUCGUACACAAAGCUCAUCAACACAAAAGUCGUCCUAACUUCUUUUUUCGUGCAUCAGCUGGUGAAAACACUACUUGUUCAGCGUGCAACCAAACACUAGACGGGUUUGACAUCUGUUAUGCAUGUAAUGGUUUUGAAUGUUUUAGAUGCAUACAUAUCGAAUGUGCUCUUAAGCCACUUAGAGUGACACAUCGAUGGGAUCCUCACCCCCUUCACUUGAUAACUUCCGCAGAAGAAGUAAUAGAUCAUCCUCAUGAAUUCCAAUGUGAAUUUUGCUCAGAAGAGAUAGACCCCAACUAUUGGUUCUACCAUUGCAGUAUUUGUGAUCUGUCCUUUCAUUUUAAAGGAUGCAUCGAUCCGUUUCCCUACUCAAAGGUCAAGUUUGGGGCUACCAAUAUUAUGCUUGACGCUCACCAGCACGGCCUCACCUUUGUUCUUAAUAAAAAGAAACACCAACCAUGUCAUAGAUGCCAUAAAGAUACAUUUGGUAGGCCGGUCCUUGUGUGCAUACCAUGUAAUUUCGUGCAACACUCCCAGCCUGAGUUAUGCACUUGAUGUUAAUUUGUAAAUGUUCUGAUUGUUUGCAUGUAUUUUACAUUUUCACCUAUAUUAAAAUAUUUUC